Varanus komodoensis (Komodo dragon) is the source of this 1599-nucleotide messenger RNA. RefSeq names its product REST corepressor 2 (gene RCOR2). The record is from RefSeq and is a predicted model, not a curated record. Gene Ontology annotation, cellular component: transcription regulator complex; histone deacetylase complex. Gene Ontology annotation, biological process: negative regulation of DNA-templated transcription; regulation of transcription by RNA polymerase II. Lineage: Eukaryota; Metazoa; Chordata; Lepidosauria; Squamata; Varanidae. Gene Ontology annotation, molecular function: transcription corepressor activity. Bases 1 to 1599 code for a protein of 532 amino acids. The transcript has 12 exons.
AUGCCUUCCGUAAUGGAAAAAUCGGGGAUCUUGUCCAGAAGUCGCUCCAAGUCAGCAAGCAACGGCGGGCACCAGAACUCGGAGGAUGACAGCAGCGAGGAGGAGCACUCGCACGACAGCAUGAUCCGUGUGGGCGCAGAUUACCAAGCUGUGAUCCCAGAGUGCAAACCAGAGAGCCCGGCUCGCUACAGCAACAAGGAGCUGAAAGGGAUGCUUGUCUGGUCUCCCAAUCAUUGUGUCUCGGAUGCCAAGUUGGACAAAUACAUCGCCAUGGCCAAGGAGAAGCACGGUUACAACAUAGAGCAGGCCCUGGGGAUGCUGCUGUGGCACAAGCAUGAUGUGGAAAAGUCCUUGGCUGACCUGGCCAACUUCACGCCCUUCCCGGACGAGUGGACGGUGGAGGACAAAGUCCUCUUCGAGCAAGCGUUCAGCUUCCACGGCAAGAGUUUUGCUCGGAUUCAGCAGAUGCUUCCUGAUAAACUGAUUCCCAGCUUGGUGAAGUAUUACUACUCCUGGAAGAAAACAAGGAGCAGGACGAGCGUGAUGGACCGGCAAGCCCGGAAGUUGCUCAGCAAGAAGGAGAAGGAUGACAGUAACGAUGAACUGGAGGAAACACGGCAAGCUAGCGAGGGUGAAUUUGAUGCCCUAGAUCCCAAGAAGGAGCCUAGUUACCAGAAACCGCUGAACAAACCGGGGCCCGUGAAGAAGGAAGUACAACUGUCACAGUAUCGGCACCACCCCCUGCGUGCCCGUCGGCGCCCCCCAAAGGGCAUGUACCUCAGGCAGGAGGACAUCACCGGCCUCUCCGCCAGCCCCGACAUGGCCGCCCUCACGCUGCGCCACCUGGACUCGCAGCUGGUUUCCCUCAAGCGGCAGGUUCAGAGCAUCAAGCAAAUCAACAGCAGCACAAAGCAGGUGUUAGAAGGAGGGAUAGACAAACUGCGCCCGCCGGAGACAAACAUCAAGUUCAAUUCACGCUGGACGACCGAUGAGCAGUUGCUGGCAGUGCAGGCUAUCCGAAAAUACGGCAAAGACUUCCAGGCCAUUGCCGAGGUGAUCAGCAAUAAGACGGUGGCCCAGGUGAAGACUUUCUUCGUCAGCUACAGGCGCCGGUUCAACCUGGAGGAGGUUCUCCAGGAGUGGGAGGCCGAGCAGGAGGGAGCGGGCCUGGCCGCCCCGCAGGGCAGCUCCCCUUCGCGGGACCACAAGAGCUCCAGCGCGUCGCUGGCGAGCAGCGAGGAGGAGGACGAGGUGCAGAUCACGGCCGUGUCGCGGUCCUCGCAGGAGCCGCAGCGGCAGCAGCCGCCCCCGCCGCCCCCGCCGCUGCCCCUCCCGGCCUCCCCCCGGCCGCCCCCGGCCGCCCUCUCCCAGCCGCCCCCCCUGCUGAGGCCCACGCUCCCCACGGCGCCCAGCCUGCACCGCCAGCCCCCCCCGCUGCAGCAGGGCCGCUUCCUCCAGCCCAGACUGUCGCUCAACCAGCCCCCGCCCCCGCUCAUCCGGCCGGCCGCCUCGCGACAGGCGCCCCGCGGGGGGCAGCACCCGCCCCCACUCCCCAGCGGGUCGGGGGAGCCCCCCCCGCCCGCCCCCGGCUCCCUCUGA